UGGAACGACAUUUCAGUUGAGAGUUUGUCCAAUAACUGUUUUUCAUAGCUCUAAGGAAUAACUAGAUAGAAAUGAAUGAUAUUAUUGCUAGAAAAGGAGUUAAAGACAAUUAUGUCAAAAUGUGUAGCGGCUCGGAAAACAACAAAAUACUGAUAUCAGUGUAAAGUUUAGGAAACCCUUUGGAUUUAAACUUCGUCAUUUUAAGGCUGACAGUGUUGAACUGGAUUUUGUAAUUGUGUAUUCAAUGAAGUGUUUACUGUAAAGCGGAACUUAGGCUCAUAUAAGUAAUGGGUAUUGCGUGUGAAAGAUCAGAGGAUAGUUGUUAACAGAAUAUAAUUAUCUGAUCAAUACAGAUGCAAGGAUUUUGACUAAACAUUCAGUAUUGGCUCAAAUAUGGAAUUUAUAAAGAUGUCUGGCCAAAAAUACACCCGCACAAACUUUGAGGAGGAUGAAAUGUCUGGAGCCGGUACCCCUCCACCAGGAGACUUUAACUCUUCAGUUGUGUAUAAAAGAGGAGCUGGAUUAAAAGGGCGACGGACAUGGCUGGAGGUAAUCUUGCUAGGAACUUUAGGAGUUGCUUCAGUAACAAUCAUAGUCCUGGCAGCCCUCCUCGUGUCCCGUGACAAGCAAAUAGGCAAACUUAGUCUGCAGAAAGCCGGUAGUAAAACAGAAAAGAAACCGGCAACCAUAGCAACAACAAAGAAACCAGAGGUUAAACCUAAAGGUCUUUGUCUGACCCCUACAUGUAUAACUGUUGCAAGUAUGUUGAUCAACUCAAUGGAUACAAGUGUAGACCCAUGUUCUGAUUUCUACCAGUACGCAUGUGGUGGCUGGAUCAACAAACAUGUGAUACCAUCAGGUCACGCCCGCUGGAGCACAUUUGGAGAGCUGUGGAAGUCAAACCAAGAGGUCAUGAAAAGGGUUAUAGAGAGACCAAUUAACACAAGCCAAAGUGAUGCAGAAAUAAAAGCUAAAUUGUACUUUCAAUCAUGUAUGGAUAAAAAUAAAACAAUAGACAAACUUGGAAGCAAACCGUUAGAAAACCUUGUACGGCAGUUCGGUGGUUGGUCAAUAUCAAACAGAACUGGAAUUUGGGAUAAAACUAAAUGGAGCUUCCAGGAUGCACUUGAAAAGAUGAAAGUGUUUGGCGUGUUUUUCUCGUACUACAUUGGAGAAGAUGACAAAAAUUCUAAAAUAAAUAUAAUACAGGUGGAUCAAGGAGGGUUAGGGCUGCCAGAGAGAGAAUACUAUCUAAAUAAAUCAAUCUCUGAGGAUAAAGUUUUGUCGGCUUACCUUGACUACAUGACUAGAGUUGGGGUUUUACUUGGUGGUGAAGAAAAUAGUACGAGAGAUCAGAUGUUAGAAGUUAUAGAGUUCGAGACUAAACUGGCUAACAUAACAGUUCCUAGUGAGCAGCGAAGAGAUGAAGAGCAACUGUACCAUAAAAUGACACUUGGUGAUGUUCAGAAAUUAGCUCCAUUUGUUGAUUGGAUAAAACUUUUAAACAGUAUAUUAUCCAUUUCCAAUGUGACAGUCAAUGCCUCGGAGAAUGUUGUAGUGUAUAUGCCAGGCUACCUACAGAAUCUCACAGAGCUGCUACAACAGAUGUUACAGGAAGAAAAUGGUAACAGGACCUUGCAGAACUACAUGAUGUGGCACGUAGUAAAGGCGAUGACACCAUAUCUAACAAAUGACUUCACUGAUGCCAGAAAUAUUCUUACAGAGGCUAUUUCAGGAACGACAGGUGGGGAGGAGUUGUGGCGACAUUGUAUUACAGACACGGAUCAGGUGCUGGGGUUUGCUCUAGGAUCCUUGUUUGUGCAUGAAGUGUUUAAAGGGGACAGUAAACAAAAGGCUGAAGAUAUGAUAGAAGAAAUAAAGACAGCUUUUAAGAACAACCUACCAAGUUUGAGAUGGAUGGACAAUGAAACAAGGGCUGCUGCAAUUGAUAAGGCCAACUCGGUGAUUGAUAUGAUUGGGUUUCCAGAAUACAUCUUAAACAAAACAAGACUCAAUAAUGAGUACAAAAAUUUGAAGAUCAAUGCAUCAGAAUAUUUCCAGAACAAUAUUAGAAAUCUUUAUUUUGAGCUUCAAAAGAAUGCAGCAUUGUUGAGAAAAUCACCAGAACCAUAUGUCUGGGAUAUGACUCCGCCUACAGUAAAUGCAUAUUACACACCCACCAAGAACGAGAUUGUGUUUCCCGCUGGAAUUUUACAAGCACCAUUUUACAGUCAAGACUGGCCAAAAUCUCUAAACUUUGGUGCUAUGGGAGUGGUUAUGGGUCAUGAAUUAACACAUGGCUUUGAUGAUCAAGGACGGGAGUAUGACAAGUACGGUAACCUCCGUCCGUGGUGGAACAAUGCUUCUGUUGAAAGAUUUGAGGAGAGGACAAAGUGUAUGGCAGACCAGUACGCUAACUACAAACUUAAUGGAGAAAAUGUGAGAGGUAAACAGACACUUGGUGAGAAUAUAGCAGACAAUGGUGGAUUGAAAGCUGCUUAUCAUGCGUAUGAAGACUGGUUGUUAAAACAUGAUGCAGAAUUACCUCUUCCAGGUGUAAAUCUCACUCACAGACAACUUUUCUUCCUUAGUUUUUCACAUGUAUGGUGUUCAAAGAGUACCAAAGAAGCAGACCAUUUACAAAUAUUGAGUGAUCCACAUAGUCCUGGGCAAUUCAGAGUUAUAGGGACCUUGUCAAACUCAGAAGACUUUGCAAGAGAGUACAAUUGUCCAAAAAAUUCCCCAAUGAAUCCAGACAAAAAAUGUAUUGUUUGGUAAAUUGUUGAAGUUGAAUACCAUUUAUGCUUGUUAAGAUAAACAGUGUAGAAUAUAGGGUUCUACUACUUCCGCAUGAUAAUUUAAACAACAGCAUGUUUAUAUUAUUGUUUGAUUGUUAUGGUUUUCAUGCAUCAUUGUGGUCAACAAGGUUGUAAAAGAUUUAAGUUCAGUACAUACUGUAAUGUUAUACAAAAAUAUUUUCUGUAUGGAAACACUUUAAUAAAGAAAAAUCAUAAUUAUCAAACUUGUUAUCGUUCGAGUUAUCAGGCGGGAUUUAAACUUGAGGAUAACUGUGAUGAUUUUGCGACUGAUUAAAGAUAUAAUAUGAGUGUCGUUUGAUACAAUUAAAGUAUGACUGAUUAAUAAAAAGUGAAUAAAGUAUGACAAAAUGAGCUGCGUCAUGAGAAAACCAACAUAGUGGGUUUGCGACCAGCAUGGAUCCAGACCAGCCUGCGCAUCCGCGCAGUCUGGUCAGGCUCCAUGCUGUUCGCUUUUAAAGCCUACUGCAAUUAGAGAAACCAUUAGCGAACAGCAUGGAGCCUGACCAGACUGCGCAGAUGCGCAGGCUGGUCUGGAUCCAUGCUGGUCGCAAACCCACUAUGUUGAUUUUCUCAUGGCACGGCUCAAAUAUGGAAUUCUAAAUGUUGAUUGGAUAACUCUGAUUUCUUGUUUUGUUUAUGAAGUGAAGCCACAUGAAAGUUAUAGUUGUAUAUAAUGAGUAGAUAAUAAUGUUAAAUGUGAUCAUGUUUUGCAUGUAAGAAUAAAAAUCAUUCUGUAUUUAUUUUGACUAAAAGGAAUAAAUACAGCUCAUGGAAAUGUGACGGGUUUAUUUUUUGUAAAUAUUUCUCAUAUUCAUACGUAUUAAGCAGUAACUGUAUAAAACAAUUCAGUCUCAUUAUGAAACGUGAAAGGGAAAGGUAAAAUAUCUUAACUCUUUUUAUUGUUAAUAGGUAAUCAAUCCUACCGAUCCCUCUACGGCAAGGUAAAUUUAUAGUUUGAAAAUCACUCUGUCUUGCCUUUUGUCUCAUUCAUUGACAUAUAUAAAAAUGUAAGAAUUCUUUAUGAGAUCAGAACACCUAAAAAUAGGGAAGAAAAUUGGCUUCCUGAUUGCAAUUUGUAUCUAAUAAUUGUUAUCAUUUGCAUUACUUUAACCUUUAGCCUGUUAGAUAUCUAAAAGGAACUGGUCCAUCACUUAAUUUGGGCAGUACCAUUUAUUAUUCGAAGAGGUGUUCACUGAAAAUUUACUGACUGAAUAGCGAACAGUGCAGACCAUGAUCAGCCUGCACAGAUGUGCAGGCUGAUCUUGGUCUGCACUAGUUGCAAAGGCAGAAUGACAUGCCACCAGCAGGCUAAAGGUUACGUAGAAAUUGUUGUCAUUUGCUUUACAAGAUAGAUCAUUUAUUAAAUUAUUAUAGAUAAAUUUUAUAAUAUCAUUUUACAUUAUUUAUUGCUAGAUCAAACGCUUCCUUUUUGCUAAAAAAAGACGAGAAUGCAUAAUUAUGUCUCCCCCAGGAGACAUAUUGUUUUUGCCCUGUCCGUCCGUCCGUCCGUCCGUCCGUACGUCACACUUCAUUUCCGGGCAGUAACUGGAGAACCAUUUGACCUAGAACCUUGAAACUUCAUAGGGUUGUAGGGCUGCUGGAGUAGACGACCCCUAUUGUUUUUGGGGUCACUCCGUCAAAGGUCAAGGUCACAGGGGCCUGAGCAUUGAAAACCAUUUCCGUUCAAUAACUAGAGAACCACUUGACCCAGAAUGUUGAAACUUCAUAGGAUGAUUGGCCAUGAAGAGUAGAUGUCCCGUAUUGAUUUCGGGGUCACUCCGUCAAAGGUCAAGGUCACAGGGCCCUGAACAUUGAAAACCAUUUCCGAUCAAUAACUAGAGAACCACUUGACCCAGAAUGUUGAAACUUCAUAGGAUGGUUGGUCAUGAAGAGUAGAUGAUCCCUAUUGAUUUUUGGGUCACUCCAUCAAAGGUCAAGGUCACAGGGGCCUGAACAUGGAAAACCAUUUUCGAUCAAUAACUAGAGAACCACUUGACCCAGAAUGUUGAAACUUCAUAGGAUGAUUGUACAUGCAAAGUAGAUGACCCCUAUCAAUUUUGGGGUCACUCCAUUAAAGGUCAAGGUCACAGGUGCCUGAACAUUGAAAACCAUUUUCGGUCAGUAACUUGAGAACCACUUGACCCAGAAUGUUGAAACUUAAUAGGAUGAUUGUUCAUGCAGAGUAGAUGACCCCUAACGAUUUUGGGGUCACUCUGUGAAAGGUCACGGUCACAGGGGCCUGAAUAUUGAAAACCAUUUCUGGUCAGUAACUUGAGAACCACUUGACCCAGAAUGAUGAAACUUCAUAGGAUGAUUGGUCAUGCAGAGUAGAUGACCCUUAACGAUUUUGGGGUCAUCCAUUAAAGGUCAAGGGCACAGGGGCCUGAACAUUGAAAACCAUUUCCGGUCAGUAACUUGAGAACCACUUGACCCAGAAUGUUGAAACUUCAUAGGAUGAUUGUUCAUGCAGAGUAAAUGACCCCUAUUGUUUUUGGGGUCACUCCGUUAAAGGUCAGGGUCACAGGGGCCUGAACAUUGAUAACCAGUUCCGAUCAAUAACUUGAGAACCACUUGACCCAGAAUGUUGAAACUUCAUAGGAUGAUUGAACAUGCAUGGUAGAUGACCCCUAUUGAUUUUGGGGUCAGUCUAUAAAAGGUCAAGGUCACAGGGGCCUGUUCAUGUAAAAUCAUUUUUUGGAAAUAACUUGAGAACCACUUGACCUACAAUGUUGAAACUUAAUAGGAUGAUUGGACAUGCAGAGUAGAUGACCCCUAUUUAUUUUGAGGUCACUUGAUCAAAGGUCAAGGUCACAGGAGCCUGAACAGUGACUUGAGAACCACUAGGCCAAGAGUGUUGAAAUUUAGCGGGAUGACUGGACAUGCCAAGUAGAUGAUCCCUAUUGCAGCCAACCAUCAGUGUCUCUUUGACUUUCGCUCCUGACCCCUAUUGACUUCUUGCCUAUAGGACUUUGCAUUGGGGGAGACAUGCGCUUUUUUACAAAAGCAUUUUCUAGUUUUCAUUUGUGUAUCAGAUGCAUGAUUCCAACAAACUGAAAUGGUUUACUUGUUUCAAAUUAUUAACAGAACACAAUUUAGUUUUAUCACAACAUUGUGGGCGUAAUAGAAAAUGACUAUGUGUUAUGACAUUAAUCACUAUCAAGGUAAGAUAUUAUCAAACCAAAUUUUCAGACCAGUCUAAAUUCUACAUCAUUUGAUUGGUUGUUUCUGGGCACAUUUUUCAAAUUGACCAAUGGGAAGGCUGUAUUCCCAGACUGGUCUCCAAAUUACACUCUUUUGGUUGAUAUUGCUAUUAUGCUAGGUUGCAUUAUUUUUGAAUAGUGUAUAUUACACAUGUUGUGUAGAGUAAAUUUUAGAAUAUUGUUAUUGAUUUAUUUUGUACUUUUGUUUUAAGGAUAUACAUGCAAAUGGGUAAAUGUAGAAAUGGCCAAAAUUUGAAACAUUGCCAGUAUAUAUUUGAACUUUUUGUUUGACAGAGGAAAUGGCUAAGAUGAAAGAUUUCAUUUGUAAAUAUUGUAUGUGUGAAUGAACUUACGAUACUAGAUAGAUGUAUAUGCUAUGUGCCAUGCUAGGUUAUAUAUAUGUAAAUUAGCUUUCUAUAUUUUAGAAAUUGUAUUGCUGGUCAAUGAAUCUAUUAUGUACAAUUGUUAUAACAGAGUUGUGUAAUACCUAGUUUAUCAAAAUGGUUGUUUUAUGUACAUUUAAGAUGUAAAUUGACUUAAUCACUGCAUGAUAAGAAUGUUGGACAAAAUGCCCUACUCAGUGUGUCAAAAACUGAUUUUGUUCAAUAAAAGCUUUUAUAUUUUCAAAAUCAUUGUCAUAAAUAGAAACAAAUUCUUGUGUGUUAUACUUUCUUUAGCUUAUCUGAAAACAAGGGUACAUACCUCUUUCUAAAAAAAUGAAGAUGUUAUUUUAAGAAACUUGAUCAAAUUGAGCAGUAUAGAUUUUGUCUGAGAAAAUUGUGUCUUUAUUCCAUGAUAGUUUUGCUUGUAAUUUUCAAUAAUAUUUCAGUUAAUAUGUACUUGCAAGCAGUUAACCUUACCAGUGUUCCUGGUUUCUGUACCAAAACUUACCUGUUCUCAGUAAGUAAAUGCUGACUUCUGCAGUGUGAAUCAAAGGUGGAGGAUGAAUGAUGUUGGACCCAUGUUCAUCUUUCAAAUUGCCUCAUAGAACAAAUGCCUUGCCUGGUGAACGAACUCGCUGCCCUGAGAUACAUCUGUUCUUUUCUUGUUGGGUUGAGUGGAUGGUAUCUGCAUUGGACUGUUGUAGACUGGUCACAGUGAUUGCAUUUAUAGUCUGUUCUAUAUUUAUGUUCAUUAACUUCUUUUUAUAGUUAUAACAUGGUUAACUUCUUACCCUGCUGAAUGUAAUAUGGUCUGAUAAUACCAGGGUUGCCACUUACCUUAAGAAGUCAGUGAAUUGUCAGGGAAAUCUUGAUAAUGGUCCGUGAAAAAUGAAAUUUUAGAAGUCGGGGAAUAACAAAAUUCUGGCUCGAUGUUUAAAACUACUUACCUUAAUUAAACAUCCACUAGAUGAAAAUAAUUAAGGAUGUAACUCUGUUGUCAAGGUAACACAUGCUGGUUUACCUUGGUAAAUUUAUAUAUCACAUACCAGACCUUAUUAAUUUUUAGCUCACCUGAGCACAAAGUGCUCAUGGUGAGGUAUUGUGAUCACGCUGUGUCCGUCAAGUUGUCCGUCAUCAACAAUUAUGUUUAAACGACAUCUCCUUCAAAACCACUGAAUGGAUUUUGAUGACACUUGGCCUGGAUGUUCCUUGAGUGGUCCUCUUCCAAAGUUGUUCAAACGGCUCCGCUUGGUUGCACAUAGGGGCCACCAGAGCUAAAAAUAGAAAAUUCCUCAAAUGACAUCUCCUCCUAAACCUUUGGUCCGAUUUUAAAAUAAUUUCACACAAAUGGUCCUUCUGUCACCCUCCACAAAGAUUGUUCAAAUUGUACUGAUUCAUCAAAAAAACAUUGCUGCCAGGGGCUGUGAUCACUUUUCCCUAUAUGCAUAUAGUGGAAAUUAAAAAAAUCUUCUUGAAUGUGUGAAACUGCUGGCCCAGUUUUAAAUAAUUUCACACAAAUGGUCCUUGUGUGACCCUGUACCUAGAUUGUUCAAAUUAUUUUGAUUCGUCAAAAAAUAUGGUCGCCAGAGGGCGUGGCCACUUUUCACUAUAUGUAUAUAGAGGAAACUUUAAAAAUCUUCUUGUGUGAAACUGCUGGCCCAAUUUUAGAAUAAUUUCACAGAAAUGGUCCUUGUGUCACCCUCUACCAAUAUUAUUCAAAUUAUUCCGAUUCGUUAAAAAACAUGGCCGCCAGGAGGCAUGGUCACUUUUCAACAAUUUCUUUAAACAUCUCCUCCAAAACCACUGAAUGGAUUUUGAUGAAACUUUACACAAACGAUCUCUGGGAACCCCUCUUUCAAAUUUGUUCUAACGGUUCCGGUUCAUUGAACAUAUGGGUCUUUUUGGUUAAAAAUAGGUUUUCAGCUAUCACACUUAAAAAUCUUUUUCUCUUGAGUUUUGAUAUUUGGCAUGUGAUAUAAGGGUUUAACUCUCUACCAUAAUUGACCAAAUUAUUGCCCUAAGGUCAAAAAUGGCCACGCCCCUGUAUGUGACAUGUACUUACUAUAGGCUUUUAUAUAAGAAACUUUGAAAACCUUCUUCUCUGAAUCAAUAAUGGCUAGAGCCUUGAUUUUUGGCAUAUGAUAUCAGAGUUGUACUGUCUAACUAUGCCCUAGGUUAAAGAAUGUGUGUGACGGCUAUUUUUCAAACAUAGAAGAAACCUAUCAAUACUUGUACCAUUACGUUAUACAAACACACUUAAAGCCUUAUACACAGGUGAGUGCUUUAGGAUCAAUGACCUUUUUGUUUACUUUUCAUUUUCUUCCAGUACAACACAGUCUCAUUAAGAUAUACCGGUAUAGUUAAUAGAUCAAAUUGUCAGUCAUUCAGAAUUGUUUAGAGAGAAUUGAACACAACGUGUUUGGAAUAUUUGACUGCUUGUAUAAUUUAUACAAUAUUAAUGAAAAUGCAUUAUUAAAGUACUAUAAGAGUAUAUAUAUUAAUUGUUUCAUAUUUGAAUAAAACCGUGAUAGUGUUGAACUAGAUUUGAAACUUGGUAAGCUGUUAAAAUUAGCAUUGAAUUACCAGUAUUUGAUAUGAUGGAACAUUGUACUAAAUAUGAAGUCAUAAUGUGUGCACUUUAUUGGGACCAUUGCUACAAUUUUAGCACAAAAAAGAAAUUAAUAAACCUGAAAUUUCAUUUUGUCUAAUCUGUUGAAUACAAAACAAUUUAAUGCAAGAAUUUUUCACUUCAUGUAACCUUGGUUACUUAAAGGAAGUUCAUAUAAUAUAUAUUAACACAAAUAAUUUUUUAUAUAGUAAUCAUGAAGCAUUUUAAAUUGAAUACUGUACAUAAGGCCAUUUUUCACAAGACUUUCUUGUGCGAUUUUACAGACAACAGUCAUACUCCAGUUUUUAAGAAUUUGCGCUUUGUUGUUCAUUAUUGGAGGAGAUACAGUACAGUUUAGCAUUCAAGAGUCGUAAAUCCGCUUGACAUUUUGUUGGCCAGAAUUAGGGAAAAUGCUGUAUAAUAUUCAUGAAUGUCUUGAACUUAGGUGUCGCGAUGUUCGUAAACAUUUUAGUAAAUGUUUCAUCCUGAAGAUCUACCCAGUUUACUGCAUUGAUAUAUGACAUAUGUAAACUAGACUUAAAUUAUUCAUUUGUGUUGAAAGUUUAUUGUAAUUAUUAAUUAUAUAUUGUUACAUUGUUAUUGUAUUGCUUGUUUUAAUUAUACCUAGUUAUUGUUUUUAUCAUAGGAACAUAUUAAAUAGAAUCUCUGCAUCCUGUUAUUGUAAUACAGAUGCUGUUUUCAUUCCAAAAAUUAAAGAUAAUAUAUUCAGUUGCAUGUAAUAUUUGGAGUAAAAGUUUGAAAACAAUUACACAGUUCCUAUCCAGGUUGAAGUAAAAAUAUUUUAAGCUGAAGUAUUGUUUUAGCUCAAGAUGAGAUUUUGUGAUCGCCCUUUGUCCGUCUGUCCACAAUUCCUUGUGGACACAAUAGAGACCACAUUUUGCAAUCAAUUUUAAUCAAACUUGCACGCAACUUGUAUUGGCAUAUACAUGUAUCUUGGUCCCUUUCGAAAACUGGCCUGAUCCCAUCAUGUGUUCCAGAGCAAUGGCCCCUAUUUUGGUUUUUGCAGCCAUAUAGAGACUUUAUUUAUGGUUUGAUUUUAAACAAGCUUGCAAAAUAUUUUUCACAACAAUAGAUUUUGGAUUCCAUGUUGAAUCCGUCAGAUCCAAUCAUAGGUUCUGGAGUGGGGGCCCCUGAUUGAUCCCAUCAUGUGUUCCAGAGCAAUGGCCCCUAAAAGGGCCGAAAUUUGAUAUUUUGAUUUUUGCAGCCAUAUAGAGACUUCAUUUUAGUUUGAUUUUAAAUCCAUCAGAUCCAAUCAUAGGUUCUGGAGUAGAGGCCCCUGAUUGACCACUGAAAGAGCCAAAAUUUGUUAAUUUUUACCUUGUGAACAUGAUACAAAUGAUAUUUUACAUUUGAUUUUAACCACAUUACACACAAGUCACAGUAAGAUCUCGGUUCCUUUCAAAAACAGGCUAGAUUCCAUCAUGGGUUCUAGAGUUACUGCACCUGAAAAGGGCAAAAUUUUCUAUUUUGGCACUUUCAGCCAUAUAAAGGUUUCAUUUAUGCUUUGAUUUGAUACAAACUUGCACGUAAUGUUUAUCUUGAUGAUCUCUAGGCCAAGUUCAAAAAUGGGUCAUGUGGGGCAAAAAACUAGGUAACCAGGUCAGAUUGAAGGAAAAGCUUGUUAACAUCCUAGGGGCCACAUUUAUGACCUAUCUUCAUGAAACUUGGUGGGAAUAUUUAUCUUGAUGAUUCCUCCGCCAAGUUAAAAGCUGGGUCAUGUUGGGUCAAAAACUAGGUCAUGUUGGGCCAAAAACUAGGUCUACCAGUAAUAUUAAAGGAAUAGCUUGUUAACACUCUUGAGUCCAUAUUUAUGACCCAGUCUUCAUGAAACUUGGUAAGAAUGUUUAUCUUGAUGAUUCAUAGGCUGUUUGAAAUUUGGUCAUGUGGGUUCAAAAACUAGGUCAAAGGAAAAGCUGGUUAACACUGUAGAGGCCAUAUUUAUGACCCUAUCUUCAUGAAACUUGGUCAAAAUAUUUAUCUUGGUUAUUCCAGGGCCAGUUUUAACAGGUGAGCGAUAUAGGGUCAUCAUGACCCUCUUGCUUAUUAAAUUAUCAGUAGUGUUUGUGUAAUCAGUAAAACUGAAUUUUACAGCACAAUUUAAAGCAAAUAUAUACUAUAUGAAUUCUAACUGGCCAUUUUCUUGCGAAAUCAGGUAUCAGUUUAACUCCCUGGGGCUGAAAUGCGACUAUAGGCGUUAUAUUUUCUACCCCUGUAGCGUCGAUAUGCGACUAUACGCGCAUUAUCAGGACUCCCCAGGACGGCGAUUGACGAGUAUAGUCGUGGCACCGAGAUCAUGAUGAUUGCGAUAAGUACUUGUUGAUUUUUGAUAAUCUUGACAAAAGCAAAAUUUCUUUGCAUACUGGCUAUUAUUUCUUUGAUGUAAUAAUUACUAGUUGUGCUAAUAAUUAGUUCCCUUGUUAAAAUACAAUGUAAAUGUCUGUAACUAUGCGGUAAUGUAAAUGAAAUAAAAAGACGAUCUCCGCUGUGUUUCGUUCAUACUGUAUUUCAAAAGAGUAAAAUAAUGUCGUCGGCCAGAAAUCUUUCUUAAAAUGAUGAAAAUAUUUAUUUAUUAUCAUGCUGAUUCUGAAAUAUCAGUUCCAUCGGAUGAUGAUUCCGACGAUGCGAUUCCAUUAUCAGAUAAAUGAAUGGUCGGAAAAUGUUAAGUUUUAGAAGGCUGAAAUAUUGGUACACUUACAUUACAUACGAUACAAAUGGAUAAAAAAAUAACACAACAAAGCAUGUUUCAUAAAAUACAAAAAAGUAUAUGUAAAUAAACGCAUGUUUGUAACUUUAAUAAUUAUUCAAAGAUGGAUGUAAAUAUUACAACUUAACUGUCUCAGCGCGUGACACACAACAUUUGUGUACAUGUUUAGAAAUAGAUUAUACAUCAAAAUAAACCACUGAUAUUAAUAUAAAAACGGGUGUAAAUUUAUGUAAUGCUGAUGUAAAUAUUCAGUGUUAAUGAUGCAUUUCUAUUUAUGGGAAUUUAAAUGUUCAAAUAUCUAUUAAACGCAGUAGGUGUGUUAAAAUUAUGAAUAUUUCAAAGUGAAAAUUUCAAUGUUUAUUUCAGUUUACACCCAAGUUAAUCAUGAUUUCAGUUUACACCCAAGUUAAUCCCUGCAUGAUUUCAACUGACUGUAUGCGAGUGUGAUUAUGAUAAGGUUAGAUAAUGUUCUUCGACGUCAGGUGGUAAUUCUUAUCCCGCCGCAGCAGGUAUGUUACGAUAUCGGCCUCAGGGAGUUAAUCAGUAUAUUGGGCAUCUAAAGGCUUAUUAAGUAAAAUGCAAAGAAAGCUGUUAUAUUUCUGAACAAGAUCUCAUUGGGUUGCCGUGAGAUUUAGACAGAUUACACUACAUGUUCAUAUGAGAAUAUUAGAUCUGUUUUAUUUCAUAUCAUUAUAUUUGGUUUAUCAGCAUUUGCUUUUGAUUCCAUACCUCAUGUUUUUAUUUCGAUGUAAAUGAGAUGUGAAACCAAAAUUUGUAGUCCUGUUUGGCGCCAUAUAACCUAUACUGUGUUGGUGCGCCGUAAAACCCGAAUAGAAUAAUCAGCAUUUGCACACAUUCUGCUGGCAGCAUGGGUAAUUUCUAAUACUGCCUUAAUCUCAUUGAUUCGCACCAUUUUCAUACUCUUACAGUAACAACCAUACCCAUUCACUCUAAACAUAAUGUAAGUCAGCUUUGAAUACAUCCUUCGUUUUGUUUAAAUAGGAUCAUUAAAUUUUAUACUUCAGUGUCCCUGCAUCUGCUAUGUGAUGCUAAGUUUCUAUUUAAGAAGGUUUUAUGUGAAGACUUGUGUUGCUGAUAAAAAGAAAAUAAAUAAGAUAUUUCUAAGAAA
Messenger RNA from Mercenaria mercenaria, 12864 nucleotides. Its product is annotated as endothelin-converting enzyme homolog. Gene Ontology annotation, cellular component: plasma membrane. Bases 394 to 2778 code for a protein of 794 amino acids. Gene Ontology annotation, molecular function: metalloendopeptidase activity. NCBI's taxonomy places the organism in Eukaryota, Metazoa, Mollusca, Bivalvia, Venerida, Veneridae. The record is from RefSeq and is a predicted model, not a curated record. The transcript has 22 exons. Gene Ontology annotation, biological process: protein processing.